Messenger RNA from Aplosporella prunicola CBS 121167, 2055 nucleotides. RefSeq lists its product as uncharacterized. Gene Ontology annotation, molecular function: ATP binding; protein serine/threonine kinase activity. Gene Ontology annotation, cellular component: cytoplasm. The transcript is spliced from 2 exons. The coding region runs from base 1 to 2055 and encodes 684 amino acids. Lineage: Eukaryota; Fungi; Ascomycota; Dothideomycetes; Botryosphaeriales; Aplosporellaceae. Gene Ontology annotation, biological process: peptidyl-serine phosphorylation; autophagy. The record is from RefSeq and is a predicted model, not a curated record.
AUGGAGUGCUUGCGCAACCAGUUCACUGAGGGCGUCGUAUUGGACGGCCGUUUUGAGACGCUCUCCGCUCUCAACCAUGGCUCCUUCGGCAUGGUCUUCAUGGCGAAGGACCUCAAGACUGGUGAGAACGUUGCGGUCAAGUGCCUGACCAAGACCUCGGAUCCCAACACUUGUCCCUCCGCCUUUGCCAUUGACGAGCGUUCCGAGGAACUCGUCAUCCACCGCCGCCUUUCCAACCAUCCCAACAUUGUCGACCUGGUUCACACCUUUGAGACAAAGAACCACGUUUACCUUGUUCUUGAGCUCUGCCCGAAUGGCGACCUUUACGAAGCCAUUCGCCUCGGCCGCGGCCCUCUCGAGACCGAGCAUGUCCGCGACUUCAUGUACCAGCUGAUUGAUGCUGUCGAGUUCAUGCACUCUAAUGGCAUCUACCACAGGGACAUCAAGCCCGAGAACAUCUUCCUGACUUCGGAGGGAGACAUGAAGCUUGGCGACUUUGGACUUGCGACGACCGACGAGCUGUCUUACGAGUCUGCUGUCGGCAGCGACCGCUACAUGGCGCCCGAGCAGUACGACUGCGGAGACAAUGCCUACUCUCCUGCCAAGGCUGACAUCUGGGCCGUUGGUAUCUGUCUGCUCAACGUCUUGUUCUCGCGCAACCCCUUCGCUACCCCGACCUUCUCGGACCCGUUGUUCGCCGACUUUGUCAGUGACAGGCAGUCUUUGUUCGACGUUUUCCCCAACAUGUCCCAGGACACCUACGAGGUCCUGGUCCACUGCCUGGCCAUUGAGCCCAACAACCGUUCUUUGUCCGCUACACGUAAGGCUCUUGGCCGCGUCAUCUCUUUCACCAUUGAUGACGAGUCGCUCGAUGAGUUCUGCGUCGAGGACUGCGAGGUCAUUGGAGCGACUGCCAACCGCGAGCCCCUCCGCACGCCUUCGGUCAGCACUGCUCAGCUCGAUGCCAACGGUGCUUUCCCUUGGGCCAAGGCUUUAGCUAUGACUCCUCCUCAGCCCGUCCGCCAGCUUUCCGCUAUCCCCGACGUGGAUACGUACUCGGAGGACCUGUUCCCGGCUUCCGAGCGUACCAGCGGCGACUGGUGCUCGAUCAAGCCCGAGACUUCUUCUAUCGUUUCCUUCGUCGAUUCUGGCUUGGGCAUCUCGCUCAAGUCGAACAACAAUGUUUCCCAGCCCCGUCCCAUCAACAGCAGAGCCUCGAGGCCUAUGCAGAUUCCUGGCUCCAUGCCCGCUAGGCCCAUGCCCAACUUGGGCUCUGUUCUUGAUGUCAAGAAGGACAUGGUCUCCAAGAGCUGGAGCGACUUGUGGGACGAGGAUGAAGAGGACGACGGCAGCGAGACCGAAAACGUUGUUCAGCAGAUGCUCGGCUUCAAGGACCGCGUCUGGAGCCACGAGACGGGCUCUGGUCGCACGACACCCCGCGCUGGUCUGUCGGAGCUCAAGGAUCCGGAAAACAUCAACAACAGCAGGAACCGCAGCCCCAUCACGCACCCCAAGGUCGACGACUACAUCAGCGAGCAGACCGGCUUCAUCUUUGAAGACCACCCGGCCAUGCCUCGCUCGUCAUCACCGAAGAGCCUCUUGUCGACACCGAAGAAGCAGCACCUCCCGGUGAAGCGGACUCCUGUUGACAAGCGCGAGAAGAUGAACAAUGUGGACAAAUGGGCUGCUCUGGGCAACCGCAGACGGGCCCCGCUGGCUUCGGAGAGGGAGAAGCCGGCUCCGGCUAUGCCGGCGUCUUCUCCUACUCUCGACAGGAAGCGCAGCAGGGCGUACAGCAACAAUUGGAGGCGCAACAUGGGAACAGGAUUCGGCGGACACUACUCUACUUCGGCUCAUCAUGGAUUUGAACACGGCGUUGGACAUCACGGCAAGGGACAUCAGGAUUGGAGGAACAAGGAUUGGCGCCAGCACCCCGUCGUGCACACAGGCGACGAUGACAUCGGCGACCUUGAACACUCGGACACUGACUGCCUGGGCACUGCCCGUUUGGCCCGUGGACUGUGGACUGUGGACCAUGGUCUGUGGUAUGAGUAG